AUGGGUUCCAUAUCUUGGGAUGAACAUCAUCAAUAUGCCGGUACUCAUCCCUGGUGGAAAGCCGCAUCCUUUUAUCAAGUCUACCCAGCCAGCUUCAAAGACUCCAACGGCGACGGUUGGGGGGACUUGCCUGGUCUCAUUUCUCAAUUGGACUAUUUGAGCGAUCUGGGUAUUGACGUUGUCUGGGUCUCUCCCAUUUUCGAAAGUCCCCAAAAGGACAUGGGAUAUGACGUGUCAGAUUAUCAGAAGAUUUACGAACCAUACGGAAGUGUUGAAGAUGUCGACACUCUUAUUGACCAAUGUCAUGCAAAAGGGCUCAAGAUCAUACUCGAUCUUGUCGUGAAUCACACAUCUGUUGAACACGAGUGGUUCAAAGAGUCAAGAUCCUCAAAGGAUAACCCGAAAAGAGAAUGGUACAUCUGGCAACCUGCACGCUAUGAUACAAAUGGUGUGCGCCAGCCUCCCACAAAUUGGAGGGGGUACUUUGCAUGCUCUACAUGGACAUGGGAUGAGCAUACACAAGAAUAUUACCUUCAUCUGUACGACCCAGACCAACCGGAUCUGAACUGGGACAACGAAGAGUGCCGUGAAGCGAUUUAUGACAACACAAUGCGUUUCUGGCUUGAUCGAGGCGUUGACGGGUUCCGAAUCGACACAGUCAACAAGUAUUCUAAGAGGAAGGACUUUGUCGAUGCGCCUGUGACGGAUCCUUCGUCGCCCCAUCAACCGGCACCUGAGAUGUGGUGCAACGGACCAAGGAUUCAUGAAUUCAUUCAUGAAAUGAACGAGAAGGUACUCAGACCGUACAGUGCUGUGUCUGUGGGUGAACUUUCGAAUACACCUCAUCCAUCGCAGGUCAUACCUUAUGUAUCUGCGGCAGCGAAAGAAUUGGACAUGGUGUUCGAAUUCUCCAUGAUCAGACUCGGCAACGGUAACGGCUUUGGAGACAAAUAUAUCUAUCAAGAUUUCCCGCUGUCAAAGCUAAAGUCGUUUGUGGAAAGGUGGCAGAGUUUCAUCGAGGGAACAGACGCCUGGACAACGGUAUUCUGCGAGAACCACGACAACGGAAGAGCAGUCGAUCGUUUCGGCGAUACUUCAUCACCAGAAUGGUGGCUGAAAUCUGCAAAGACCAUAGCGAUGUGGCAAGCUACUCUCACAGGUACAUUGUUUCUCUACCAAGGCCAAGAAAUAGGCAUGACCAAUAUGCCACGCUCCUGGGGAAUUGAAGAGUACAAGGACAUUGAAAGUAGCAACUUUUUUGCCGAGGCUGUGGAAUCUGGUAAUGAGAAGAGAGUCAAGGACACGAUGCACGGACUCCAGAUCAUGGCGCGUGACCAUUCGCGGAUCCCAUUCCAGUGGGAUGAUUCCCCAAAUGGAGGAUUUACGAGCGCACAGGCCAAACCGUGGAUGAAGGUCCAUGAUGAGUACCGCGACAUUAACGUUGCCAGACAACUGAAGGAUCCCGAUUCUAUCUUGAGCUUUUAUAAAGAGAUGCUGCGAUUGCGCAAGCGGUACCAAGAUAUUUUUGUCUUUGGCUCAUUCAAACUUAUGGAUCCGGAAGAUGAGUUUCUAUUCGUUUAUCUCAAAGAAAGUGUCCUUCCAAUCAAGGGUGGCCAGGGACAGAAGAGGAAAGUCUUGAUUGUGUUAAACAUGAGUCAAGAAGAACGUCCCUGUCCCGAUGUCUACACUUAUCUCAAGUGUUCAGCAAAUGAAGUCAAGUUGCUUUUAAGCACGACGGACAGUUUCACAGAUAUUCAGAAGACGACGCUUGCUGGCUGGGAAGGCAGACUCUACGUAAACUUUAAUAUAGAAUGA
Molecule: messenger RNA, 1815 nt
Organism: Fusarium pseudograminearum CS3096
Lineage: Eukaryota; Fungi; Ascomycota; Sordariomycetes; Hypocreales; Nectriaceae
Exons: 1
Coding region: 1-1815 (604 amino acids)
Biological process (GO): oligosaccharide catabolic process
Molecular function (GO): alpha-amylase activity
Source: RefSeq, a predicted model, not a curated record